AUGCCAAACAAUUGUCCGAACGAGAUGCCAUAUCUCGAUGAAACCAAGCCAGCUCAACAAUUCUCGGGCACCGAGUUGAGUCAAUCGGAGCUAGCAAUUUGCUACAAUAUGGCGACAUGUUCCGGUGAUGGGUGCUCGUUCAUGAUUCAUGUCACUUUUCUUUGCACAAAUGCGGAGUCAAACGACAUGAUGCCAUGCAGUUUCAUUCCAAACGAGUUGCCAUUUCUUAGCGCUUUGGCCCACGAAAAACCGGAUCCACGUCACGAUUGUAUAAUAAAACCAAUCGGAGAUCUAUUCCUUCAAUAUUGCACAUGGUCUCAAACAGGAGACAAGGUUGGACUCGAAUGGGAUCAAACAUCAACAAUCGAUUCAUCUACUUUUGCUUUUAUGUUCCAUGUGAAUCAGUGGAUGCCUUCUAAUACCUUCUUUAUGCCAAUAACUAGCACAACUAGCAUUAAAAACUUCGAGUUCUCGCUUGGUGAAUCGAACAGAGAUGGAUGGAUUGUGAUGAGUUUCGAUCGUGGACAAUUGAAUUAUCUUGCAGUAAAAUCGACGAAAAACGAUCCGAAAUGCGCCUACGAUCUCCGACUCUUCAACCCACCCGGAAUCAAGAACAGCAUCCCCGACGAGUUUCACUUACUCACAAUCAACGAGACCGAGCCAUACGUCGAGCAGUUCCUCGAAAAUGCUCAAUACAGUCUCCGAAUCCCGGCUGGCUGCUCACCAACUAUUCGGCUAAGUCAAGACGAGCGAGGAAAAGGCGGCUGGUAUGAGGAGGCUCAAGGACUUUGCGAGGGCACGGCUCUUGUCACCACACCCGGCUACUUCGAUCCGUUCAACGUGUUCCCUGAUGGGUACUUCUUGUCGCGAACGAUAUACUGCCUGAGUUUCCUCUCGAGCUAUGCACUCGAUGUGCAACGGGUUACCGACCAGAAUGUCUCGGUGACGCUCUUCGAUCGACAACUUGAUCCCAUCCUAGAUUUUACGAUCCCGGCUCAAACUUCCUACAAGAGCUAUCCGAUUUUUGAAAAUGUUGGCGCCAUUAAGUUCCACUGGCCUCCCAACGCGGCCACACCCAACUCGGGCAUGGCGGCCCGACACAGACGAAGGAGCUUCUUCUGUUUGGAAGUUUCAAAAGGAAUCAUAGUGACAUUGCAACUGCUCUUGAUCGACAUUUCCGGAGCAUGUCGCCAUAUUGUAGCAAAUUGC
This is a messenger RNA of Mesorhabditis belari, 1209 nucleotides long. Lineage: Eukaryota; Metazoa; Nematoda; Chromadorea; Rhabditida; Rhabditidae. The record is from the annotation of a GenBank genome assembly.